Molecule: messenger RNA, 435 nt
Organism: Aspergillus alliaceus
Lineage: Eukaryota; Fungi; Ascomycota; Eurotiomycetes; Eurotiales; Aspergillaceae
Exons: 1
Coding region: 32-220 (62 amino acids)
Source: RefSeq, a predicted model, not a curated record
GUGCUGUAUGCAGGUAUGAAAUAUCUUAUUUAUGGCUCUGGCUUCCAUCGCCUACAGAGUAGAUACGUGUGAGAUCCCCCGAAUGGUUUUUUUUUUUCUUUUUUCUUUUUUCUUUUUUUGGUUUGUUUGGCUUCUUUGCUCUAUCUUGAUUUUGAAUCUGUUAUUGAAGGAAGUCGGAAUAUGCAUCCGUCAAGGAAGAGGAACGCUUAUAAGUUUGUAAGUAUAACAAGGCUGUUAUGAGAGGAUUACCAGAUAUGACAGAUCAACUUAUUAUUGUUACUAUUAUCGUUAGAAUACGAUAUCCCCGACCGCAAGGGCCACUUUGCAACAUCCCAAGGAACAUGUAAUAUGGCACGUGCAAUAUCUAGAGCACAGAUGCGGAUAGCUACUGUAUAAGGAUUAGGGACGAAUCAGCAUAGUCCAAUGUACUCCGUA